Postia placenta MAD-698-R-SB12 is the source of this 744-nucleotide messenger RNA. RefSeq lists its product as hypothetical. The record is from RefSeq and is a predicted model, not a curated record. The transcript is spliced from 2 exons. Bases 1 to 744 code for a protein of 247 amino acids. Lineage: Eukaryota; Fungi; Basidiomycota; Agaricomycetes; Polyporales; Adustoporiaceae.
AUGGUGAUGCGUAAGGAUGGUGUGCUGAUCGUAAAGCUUGUGGAUCUGGAACUGGCUGAAAGCAUGGCAGACGAACAUGAAUUAUGUGACUAUAUUGGCACACCUGGCUUCAUAGCUGAAGAAGUCGCCGCACACCGGUAUACUCAUGGGGGCGGUCGUCUCGGAGAGUCGACCGAGAAGCCUACUCCUGUGUCUGUGAUAAAUGCCAUCUUCCGCUAUAAUCCACUGCAUGAUCUGGAGUCUAUCUGGUGGGUUGCCUACUACUACAUCUACCGGAGGAUCGUCGUCAGCGUGGAUGGCACUCCACUCACAGCCGACGAUGAGUCCCAAAUGGAAUGGCCCUGCAACGCGCGUCAUUGUGCGAAGAGAUUAUUCUACGACGAAGUUGAGAGGUCCCACAUGCUCUCCCAAUAUCAACCACUCGCGGACCUAUAUUGUUGCCUCCACAGUUCGGUCGUGGGGAUCGCCAAAGUGCUCCAACAGCUCAAGCGCUGCCUUGUUGAGGUCUACUUCGAGGCGGAGGAGGACUGGAGAACAAUCGAUCAUACCGUCGGCGAGAAACACGAUUUGACGAACACCUUCGCGGAUGUCUUCGAGAUGAUUGCUAUCGAGCAGCCGCGCGGUAUAAUGAUUGGCCACUUUGGAGCACUGACAGAGGCAGGAGAAGUUGACAACGGUGCUCAUGAAGACGAGAAGUCUGCUACCUCAUCCGGGACGGAUUCUACGGAUCGAGAGAGUGACUGA